Moneuplotes crassus is the source of this 560-nucleotide messenger RNA. NCBI's taxonomy places the organism in Eukaryota, Ciliophora, Spirotrichea, Euplotida, Euplotidae. The record is from the annotation of a GenBank genome assembly.
AUUAAUACAAUGGUUAAGAGAUUCGACUGGUAUAAAGGAGAAGAGAACAAGGAAAAGAAGCAACAACCCCAAAACCCAACUAAGCUUAAGGGAAACAUUCAAGCCGGACAGGUCCUUGUAAUUCUCUCAGGAAGAUUCAGAGGAAAGAGAGUUGUCUUCCUUAAACAACUCCACUCUGGAUAUAUUCUUGUCACAGGACCAUACAAGGUUAAUGGCGUGCCAUUGUUAAGACUUCCACAAAAGCAUACCCUCACCACCUCCAAAGUUAUUGAUGUUAACGGAGUCAACACUGGAGACAUCUCUGAUGCUUACUUUAAAAAGGAGGACAAGGUUAAGGGAUCCAAAGAAGAGCAAUUCUUCCAAGACGGAAAGAAGAAGAAAGCCGAAGUUUCUCAAGCCAAGAAAGACACUCAAAAAGCUGUUGAUGCUUCAAUUUUGGCUGCUAUCAAGGGAAAGACCGAAGCUAAAUACCUCAGAGACGUAUUCACCCUCCACAAGGGACAAAAGGCUCAUGAAUUGGUCUUCUAAAUAACGUUGUAAUAAUGCUCUCUUUAGCUACA